This is a messenger RNA of Bombyx mori (domestic silkworm), 1460 nucleotides long. RefSeq names its product yellow-f2 (gene Y-f2). The transcript has 10 exons. Gene Ontology annotation, cellular component: extracellular region. Lineage: Eukaryota; Metazoa; Arthropoda; Insecta; Lepidoptera; Bombycidae. The record is from RefSeq and is a predicted model, not a curated record. The coding region runs from base 38 to 1318 and encodes 426 amino acids.
CAAAUACCAUCGGAGCGGUUGCAGACGUGCUCUUAACAUGCUGUAUUUAUUAUUAAUCCAGUUAUCAAUACUUCAAAUGUAUAGUGCUAACCGAAACUUUAAAUAUGAGCGUAGUUGGAAAUUAUUUUCUUACGAUAUUGAUGGAGUAAAAUACACGAAUGACUCGGAUUACGAAUACAAAGAAGGAACGUUCCAAUUUCAGAACGUGGCCUUAGAGGAUCAUGAAAAGUUUCUAAUAAGACAAAAUCUGAUUCCCUAUAACUUUAUUGAUGAUGUUAUUCGAACAAUAAUAAGCAUCCCGAGAACUCGUCCCGGAAUUCCAUUUACAGUAAACUAUAUUAAUAACUUUGAUAAUGAAAAGGAGCUAGUACUGAGACCAUUUCCUAAUGCGAAUGUUGGUAAAGAAUUGAUAUCAGUUUUUACGAUGGUUGAAGCAAUUUGUUCUAGAAUAUGGUUUGUUGAUACAGGAUAUCUGGAUAUCCCAGGUAUAAGGAAGCAAGUUAAACCAGCGUCGUUGCUACUUUUUAAUAAAUAUGAAGAACAACCGCAGUUCAGGAAAGACAUCGACAAUGCUUUUCUCCACAACGGUAUCACUAGUGGACUGCGAUCUCUAUCAGUUGAUUUUAUAUUACCGUGCUCCGAAUCUUACGUAUACAUUACUGACGACACUACCCGCGACCUCAUUGUCUUCUCGCUUCAGGACUUUCGUUUUACGAAAAUCAGCCGCGCAAGUAAUACGGCUGAUUCUUGGAAAUUUAUGGUGCCACAGUUUGAAACACAAUACAGGCUAGAAGUUGAAAAAUAUAGAAAAAGGCCGAAUGAAACAUACGAACACUAUGUCGAUUUUUUAAAUUCUACAAAUCAACUGUAUGAUCCAAAACGUGAUUCAAGGCCUCGUGAUACAUUUAACAGCACGAACUAUCCAAAUUAUGAAGGGAUGCUAUACACGAAAAAUUAUGAUGGUGACAUUUUGUUAUUCACGGAUUGGAAUCGGUACAAGCUUUACUGUUGGAAUAUGGAUACUCCAUCUGAAGAUAACAAUGUUGAUUGGCUCACAACAAUCGAUGAGAGUAAAUAUAGAUUUGCAGCUCUAGAUAUGUCCGCUAGGAUUUUUCGCGGACUAAUGCAGAGAACUUUAAAUAGCACGUCGUCAAAGUUCAAUGAAGACGAAUCCAAUUUUUGGCUUUUCUCGAAGGACAUUGACGAGUUGCUGGAGGGAUCAAAAUGCAUAAAUAACCGGUCCACGCAUAAAAUGACGCGGAGAUCGACGCGUCAAACUAUUAUUUUUCAAAAGAAUAUGAAGAAAAUGCGUACCUGAUAUCGUCAUUAGAGGUGUUGAAAAUAUAUCGAGACAUCUUGAACGGCAUGGCGCACUCGGUAUCGAGUCUCGAAGCGUGACCUUCAAAAACAGAACGGCGUUUUGGAAAUUUUAAUAGUAAUAAAUAAACUUUAUAAAACAA